Molecule: messenger RNA, 2911 nt
Organism: Nelumbo nucifera (sacred lotus)
Lineage: Eukaryota; Viridiplantae; Streptophyta; Magnoliopsida; Proteales; Nelumbonaceae
Source: RefSeq, a predicted model, not a curated record
UCAUGUCUUUAUAUACUAGAGUAGUUGUGGGCCUUACGAAAGAGCUCUGGGAUCUCCAGUCUGUGAAGAUAAGGUUUGUUCCGUUUUUGAAGGAGAGUAAUAUGUUGAUAAGGUUUAUCGUUUACCUUCGAUUCAGGCGGAGCCGGGACGAGUUCUCACCGUGAUCUCAGGAAAUUCGGGAUCUGUUGGUCCAUCGUGAUCUUGAGAAAUUUGGGAUCUGUUGGGGUGGCCUUUGGAGUUGGUUAUGUGGCGUUUCGGCUCAUUAGCUCCGAGCUGGAACUUCGAUUUUUUAGUCCCGAACUGGAUUGGGUGUUGAGGUGCCUCUACACCGAGGUGGCUGAAUACCCGAGCUCCGAAUGUUGCGAACUGGGUUCGCCUGGCUGAGUUGUCACCCCUCGAUCAGAUCGCGCCCACGUGUCCCCUUCUUGCUAGGUCGUGCCAAAUCAUCCUUCAUCAAUUGCCCCCCACUCCUUGUGCCAGGGGUCCCAACCCGGUUCGGGGAGUUCAUGACGAGUCCAAGUGGAUUUGGCACGAAGUCUAGACGACUUGAAGGGAAAACCAUUGGAUGGGCCUGUUUCAACCAUGAAAUGACCCAAGUUGCGUCUCAGCCACGCGCGAACGUCACACUGUUUAUAGACUUCGUGGACGUCAAAACACGCGCUAAAUCGAUUUCAACAUCGGGGGGCGUGCAACCGGUUUCCUUAGGAGCCGUCGGAUUGUGUUGAUCUUGACCAUUGAUUCCCGGAUACACUGGCUGUAAAUAGAGGCCAAAGGGCUCAUUUUCCUUGCCACAAAUCCGCAAAUCCAUGAGUUUUUUAGGUCGAGCUUAAGUCUUCCAGUUCACCAUCAACCUUUUCUGGGUCCGAGGUCACAUUCUUUUCUUCGGUCUUCCUUUUGGUGAGUCCACCUUCCUUUGCUUUUUCCUUUUGAUUUCGUUGUCUUUUCCUUUAAUAUGUCUAGCCUUAGCUUAAAUAGUCUUUUAGACGGGAGCGGUGAGUCCGCUGGGGCUGAUGUGGGUACCUCGACUCAGAUUGUGGAUCCUCGUCCUACCGAGGUGGUCACUUCGGGACAAGACACGGUCCUCAGUCCACUCGGGGAGAACUCACCUCGGCGAGAGCAAGAGGCCUCUAGUAACUCGGCUUCCACCUCACACCGAGGUUGGCUGCUAGACAACUUCGGCCCGUCGGUAAUGACGGCAGACAGGCUCCUGGCCUUAGUAGCCUGGUACAAACUCCCUAACGAUCUUGUAUAUAGCAUCCCCUUAGGCAACUUUCCUUGGGAUCAUGAUCACAACGAGAUCGUGAUCUUCGAGGAACAGCUCGUAGUUGGUCUACGUCUUUCACUUCACCCCCUUAUAAUCGAGAUCGUUAUAUUUUUUAACAUUACCAUAGAUCAGCUACACCCGAGCUCUAUUAGUAACAUCAUAGGGACCAUUUCUUUUCCAUGAUUACAACCGUCCCCUUGACCUUGACGUCUUUUCUUCAAUUCUUUCCAUUAAGAAAAAUUCGUUCUGUGUUCUACCCGAGCAUAGGCGAACUUACUACUUGUCACCUCAUCCUGAAUAUAAACUGUUGCACGAGCUCCCUAAUAAGGUCCCAGCUUGGAAGAGGUGUUUCUUCGUGGUCCGCAACACCGAGGGGUGGCCCUUCCCGACCCAUUGGAGGGCAGCCAUUCAAGACACCGACGUUAGACUGGACCUGAAGAAAAGGGAGGAGGUCCGAUCUUGGGUGGAACUCGGCCUGAAGUUCGAAGACUUCGUGACCGAGGAGAAGCUCGUGCAAGCCGACCUGAUUCCUCCUGGUAGGUCGUUGUUUGUUGUACUUUUUCUAUUCAUUUUAUUUUGGUAUUGUAUCUAACUUAGCUCGUUUUCAUCGCAACUGCCAUGGACGACAUCCAUACCGAUGAGCUCUUCGGGAGCAUGAAGAAGGGGAAGAAGAAGAAGAGAGCCUCCAAAAAGGCUUGCGUCGAGAGUGAAGUAGCCAGAACUGAGGUUGCCAUUCCUGAGCCCGAACAGCCUCCCAUGAUCUAUCUGGUCGGGGACUCGGGCAAACCCAUCCCACCCCGCAUGCAUGAGGAGGCUACGUCUUUAGAGCCCAUCCUAGUGGCUGCCACUUCUUCGGGCAGUGAUUCUCCAAUUCGGAGCAUUCUGACUCCAAAGUUCAGCCUUCUCAAGAGCAAGGAUGCGGUGUUCGCUGAGGAGGUCGCUCGUUGGGCCAACUUUCCAGUUGCUCAGCUCGGGGCUCGUGCGGCUACGCAUUGUAUGGUGGUGAAGUCCUCCAUCCAUGACUUGGCUUAUCAGUCCGAGGUGAACUUGAAGCAGGUUCUCAAAGCCGAGGAGUCUUCCCGAAAUGCCCACGCCGAACUAAACUUAGCUCGCAACGAAAUCAACCAACUGAAAAUCGACACACAAGCUACGAAGGAGCUGCUAACUCUGCUAAUGUCAGAGAAGAAGGAGCUCGAGGAGCGUGAAACGGCAUUGAAGAGGGAGCUCGAGGACCUCGAGCCCGUGUGAAGGAACGAACCGAGCUACUGCUUCAUGUGAUGGAGGAGGCCAAGGUUAAGGCUGGUCGAGGCAGAGACAACGGGUUACCGCAAGGGAUUCAAACUUAGCAGGUGGUUGAUCGGACAUAAAUUUCCCCACCUCGACCUCAGUGCCAUAACCAUAUCGAAGAUCACCAAGGAGAUGGCCAUCGAAGCUACCAAAGAUCCGGACUUCGAAACGAAGAGUGAUGAUGACCUGCUUGACGAGGAAGAGGAGACCGGUGCUGGUGAGGACCGUAUAGAGACAAAUCCUCCUGUCGAAGUCUCCAAUAAGGAUGAAGAGCCCCGAAGUGAUUGAAGCCUCUUUUCUUGGACCCCCCCUCUUUUGUAAUGCUCAAUGUUCCAAGCCCCUGAGCUUGGUCAAUUGUAA